Oldenlandia corymbosa var. corymbosa is the source of this 2303-nucleotide messenger RNA. The record is from the annotation of a GenBank genome assembly. NCBI's taxonomy places the organism in Eukaryota, Viridiplantae, Streptophyta, Magnoliopsida, Gentianales, Rubiaceae.
GAAAAAUAAUAUUAACACAAAAAGAAAAAGAAUAAUUAAAAAAAAAAAAAAGCUUCAGACAAAAUAAUAGCAGCCCCGGAGCUCCUAUUACACCUCUCCGCACCUUCCUCUCCCGCCCUGCGCCGAGAAACACGAUCCACUCCACUCCGGCGGAACCCAUUUAUUCCGAAAUAGUACUUUUGUAGCCACCUAUAUAUUUGAUCAGGUACGUUUUGAUCACACCCCAGAUCUCUUCUUCCCUUUCAAUUUGUUCGUUUGGGUUAAUUUUAGAUCUGUAAUUCUGUAAUCAAUCUGAGUUUUUGGUUCCAAUUUAUAUCGAAUCGAUUUAGAAAAGGGCACCAGAAAAAAAAUGAAUUCGAAUUACGGGAAGAAAUCGAGUAGUUUUGACUUUGAUUUGGGGCUCAACAAAUCGGGUCCUAAAUCCCUUAAUGAUCAAAAGAACAAGACUUCAUCAUCCGCGUCGUCGUCUUCGUAUAGUUCUUAUAAUUAUUCUGCCCAGCCAAAGCCUUCCUGGAGCCAACAGCCCAAUAAACCCUCUUGGACCCACCAGCCUGCAGCUCCGACUCAAUCAGGCUCGGCUUCUCUAUCGGGUCCGACAUCCAUGGUUGGAGAUAUAUUCGGGAAAAGUUGGAGUUCAACCGGCCCAGCAGCCAGCGGUGCUGCGGGAAUUGGGAUCGGGAAGAAAGAUCCCAACUUGUUUGGUGAUUUGCUCAGUUCAGCAUUGGGUCAGAACAAGAGUGGUAGCAACGUGCCUUUGAAGAAUGCCGCCCCUGUGUCGAAUAAAGGCACGUUUUCAAUGGGUGGUAUGGCUGAUUCCUUGCCCAAGACUCGUAAUUCAGCUAAUAGUUCAUCCAACUGGGGAUCGGGUGGAUAUAAUGCCGGGAACGUGAAGAAUUUGAAUGGCAAUGUGAAUAAGGGAGGUCCUAGUUUAGGUGGUCAGCCCAUGAACGCUCCAGGUGGAGGAUUAGGUAGUGGGAUGAGUGCAAAUAAGGACCCCUUUGGUUCCUUGGUUGAUAAUUUAAAGUCUAAGCCAAGUAAUAGCAUUAAUUCGAGUGGUAAAGGUAGUACUACUAACAAUAGUAGCAAUGACAAUGGUUUUGGAGGUGUAGAUGAUGCAUUUGGGAGUUUUCAGAAUGCUCCUAGUAAACCAAGUGGAGCUACAUUUCCAUCGAGUACUUUUCCAUUGGGGACUGAUAAUUUCGUGGGAGGAGGAACAGGUGGAAUGGGAUUUGAUGGUUUUGGGUUUUCUAAUAGUCAGCCUCAAAGUCAGCCAUCUGCCCAGCCGUCCGCUGGGGUUAAUGAUUUUGGUUCAUUGUUUGAACCAACUACUAAUCCAUCAGGUGGGGCAGCAUCCGAGCCGUUUUCAGGGGGUGAUGAUUGGGGAUUUGAGAUUGGAGGCGGAGACACUGGUGGGACCACAACUGAGCUUGAAGGUCUUCCACCUCCGCCAGCUGGUGUUACUUCUGCGACUGCAAAGAACAAAGGAGUAGAUAAUUACAAGCAGGGCCAAUAUGCGGAUGCUAUAAAAUGGUUGUCUUGGGCUGUUGUUCUUCUUGAGAAGGCUGGUGAUGAUGUUGGUACAAUAGAGGUUUUGACCUGCAGAGCAUCGUCAUACAAAGAAGUCGGUGAGUACAAGAAAGCGGUAGCUGAUUGCACAAAGGCUCUAGGUAUAGAUGAGAAAAACGUGAAUAUCCUUGUGCAACGUGCUCUUUUGUAUGAGAGUAUGGAGAAGUACAAGCUUGGAGCCGAAGACCUAAGAACAGUUAUGAAACUUGAUCCGAGCAACAGGGUUGCAAGAAGCACCAUUCAUCGCUUAACGCAGAUGGCUGGCUAAAGAACACAUGAAUACAUUACUUCUCUGCACUUCAACCUGCUCUAGUACAUUUGAUGUUACCUGCCCCUCCCUCGUCGAUACCAAGUUUUUCAACAAAUUAUCAUAUUCAGCUUCAGUUGAAUUUUUUUCAUUGGAUUGGAAUGUACAAUGUACAUUCAUAAUAGCUCACAUAUUUCUGUCUCGUUUUUGUACCUCAGUCUUGAUGUAAGUGGGUUUUGUUACUCUUGGUUUCCUGUAGUUCAGAUGAGCUGAUGAGCUCCGAACAGAUACACAUUUUUUGAGAACUAUGACACGAUUUUGCUUAUGCCUACGUGUAAAGAAAGCAUGAUCAAAAUUGUUAUUUCUUCCUUCUUCCUGUUAUACCAUAAAUUUCAUAACUUUAAUGUGCCUCAUGCCCCUUGAUAUGGUGGCAAAACUUGUAGCAUAACAAAAUGAAUUAUUAAAAUGACGUAGAAGCAAUAAUAAUUUC